Molecule: messenger RNA, 1636 nt
Organism: Dendronephthya gigantea
Lineage: Eukaryota; Metazoa; Cnidaria; Anthozoa; Malacalcyonacea; Nephtheidae
Product: phospholipase A2 inhibitor-like
Exons: 1
Coding region: 78-1286 (402 amino acids)
Cellular component (GO): extracellular matrix
Molecular function (GO): protein binding
Source: RefSeq, a predicted model, not a curated record
GUUUCCCGCUGGCUGGUAACGCCUUCAGUAAAUCUUACUGCGUCAUUCAAUAUUUAACCAAACAUUCCAUAUUCAGCAUGAAGGUCUUGUCUUAUAUUUCGCUUUUUUUUGGCUAUUUUCUUCUGGAUUCAGCGAAGAGCACAGUUUGUCCUCCCCAGGUACCAAAUGGCUGUAAAUGUAACGAUAUUCUGGGUAAUUAUGAGGUCAAAUGCGAGGGUUUUAAUGUAAAUACUAACUUAUCGUCUUGGCUACCAAGUAACACAACUCUUCUGGAGCUUGAAAAUUGUGGUAUAAGGGUGUUAAAUCGGGACAGUUUCAAGAAUGUGGACAAUCUAACUCACCUGGAAAUAUUUAACCAACAACGCCUUUUCUUUAACGAUAGUUUGGUGUUUCAAGGUUUGAAACGUUUGUUUAAAGUGAACUUGAAUAAUAAUAACAUUGCCUCACUGCCUGCUGGCUUGUUCGCUAACCUUCCGCGUUUGGAUCAAGUUUUCCUGAGCAAUAAUCGAUUGAAUAUAUUGCCUGAUGAUCUGUUUGAAAAUUCAACAAACGUCCAGAACUUACAGCUUGAUAAUACACGAUUGGAUCCAGAUGUAAUCUAUAAGAUAGGUGAAGGACAAUUUGGUAAAAAUUUUCAGAUACUGCUUAUAACUGGCACGCCUAUUGAACAUUUGAAGGAUGGUUUAUUCAGUGGCUUGCCAAAACUGAAGACCUUAGGAAUUUCAAAUUGCGAAAUAAAGUCUAUUGGGGCUGAUAUACUGAAAGGAACUGAGAUUGCAAGCAUAAUCCUGGAUGGAAACCUAAUUGAAUUCAUAAAUGAGAAUGCUUUCCAAGGUUCUAAAGUGACACAGUUUCAAUGUAAUGGUUGCCAACUCACAUCCAAUGUUACAUUCAAUGGAUUCCUGAAAAAGAUGUCUCUUUCCCAAAUCAUCUUGAAGAAUAACAAUCUCACCACCAUUCCACAAGAUGAAUUUACAUCCCAAACUAAACUCAGCAUAAUCCAGCUUUCAAAUAACCCUCUCAAUUGUGAUUGCAAUUUGGCUUGGCUUCAAUCCUAUCUUUCUGAAAAGACAAGUGACAAAGAUAAUUGGCAAUGUUCUGAGCCAAAGAAGGUUGCUGGGAAAAAGUUUGUGGAAUUGAAAAAUAAUGAAUUUUGUUGUGGUAACUCAACUUGUGGUACUGGUACUGUGCACCCUAACCAUGGAUGGGCUGUUUCAUCUCAUAUUGUGGUUGCUUUCAUGUCACAGAUUGUGGUAAUGUUUGGUAUUCCUUUACUUUUUACUUGACUAUAUUAGACUCAGCUGUUUGCAAGGGGGUAUUAAAAAGAAGAAAUUUAGCAGCUACCACAUGUUGCCAAUGCAGAGCGAUAUACACAAAUAUGGUAAACAUAGCAUGCUAUAAACCAGUGUUUUCUAGCAUAUCAAAUUGUGUCCUAAUAAUUACCUACACGUAAUAAAUUUAACUAAUUGAGCAUUGUAGAGGUAUUAUUGUAAGGAUAUCUUUUUGUUUCGAGGUAUAUAUACAGAUUUUUCUGUGCUUUGACCCAUGUAUAUUUAAAUAACAGAACUAACCCUUCUGAAAACAUAAUUACACCAUGAAAGCCCUAAUUUACAGCUACGGCACACAAGUCAAAUCU